UGCAGUUCUCUGCAGUGAGCGGAGAAUCUUAUAAAGGAACCGUCGGCGGAUUGAUGGCAAUUGCCAGGUCAGAAGGGAUCGCAGGCUUAUAUCGAGGAUUGGGAACCACUCUGCUAAGAGAUGCGCCGUAUUCUGGCAUCUACCUUGUGCUCUAUUCCCGCAUGCGCUCCCUCAUUCACGAUCGCAUCUCUACUGACGAUGGUCAUGCCGCCCGCACAGCCUCUACCAUGGCAGCAGGAGCAGCAGCGGGGGCCCUCGCAACCAUUCUGACCCACCCGCCUGACGUGGUGCGAACCCAUCUGCAGCUGGCCACUCUGCAUGCGACAGCUGGCAAGCCGCUGACCAUGCUCGGUGCCACGUCAGCCAUUUACAAGUCGCAGGGCCUUCCUGGUUUCUUCCGAGGGGUGGUGCCACGUGUGCUGAAGCGAUCAAUGCAGCAAGCACUCACAUGGACUCUCUUUGAGCGCCUCUCGUCAGUUCUCUCUGGUAGGACGCUUUGGGACCGGAAAGAUGCUGGGCCGCACUCGGUCGACUUCCCCGCUCCGCCCCGCACUGGAUUCCCCCAAACCACUCCGCACUCGACUCCCGCAUUCUGCCCCGCACUCGACUCCCCCACUCCGCCCCGCAUUGGACUCCCCCCCCUCUCCGCCCCGCACUCGAAAAUCUCUUAG
This is a messenger RNA of Closterium sp. Naga37s-1, 671 nucleotides long. NCBI's taxonomy places the organism in Eukaryota, Viridiplantae, Streptophyta, Zygnematophyceae, Desmidiales, Closteriaceae. The record is from the annotation of a GenBank genome assembly.